Messenger RNA from Hippoglossus stenolepis (Pacific halibut), 3668 nucleotides. Its product is annotated as SUN domain-containing protein 1-like. Lineage: Eukaryota; Metazoa; Chordata; Actinopteri; Pleuronectiformes; Pleuronectidae. Gene Ontology annotation, molecular function: protein-membrane adaptor activity. The transcript has 23 exons. Gene Ontology annotation, cellular component: meiotic nuclear membrane microtubule tethering complex; nuclear envelope. The coding region runs from base 488 to 3265 and encodes 925 amino acids. Gene Ontology annotation, biological process: nuclear envelope organization. The record is from RefSeq and is a predicted model, not a curated record.
AUAAACAGCUGCUGUGGUUUACACGUGAGUUAGUCGUUAGUUUGUCAGGUGACGUUAAAAAGAUUUAUAACAUUAACUCUAGAGAGAUUUACGUGAGUAAAAAAAAAAACAACCGAGUGAAACGGAUUUAACGAAAACAACGUUAAAACAAACCGGAAGCUGUCGUUAUUCGAGCCUCACGGCUCAGAGGGCGGGAGCUGCGCGUGAGGUGCUCUGCUGCGGAUUUCCCAAACAUCGGUUUAUUCUGCAACAAAAAAGCAAACGUUGUUGUUCUCGUCUCACUGACGCUACAAGAAGUCAAAGAUGUCUCAGCCCUGCAGCCGCCGGCAGCUCGUGUCAACGGGGAAGUGAUCAGAAAGUCUCUAAUUGUCUGGCAGUGAGGGAUGCUGGGUAAUCUGCUGUGACCGGUCAAACGUCUGUCUUCAGCUGCUGCUCCAGCUUCUUGUCGUCGGAGCCGCAGGUCGUCUCCUCCCUUCGGACCAGGACCAUGUCCAGACUCAGUCUGCGGCUCGAUAACGGUCUGUUGGAUCACAGUCUGCCGCUCAGCAGCGCCUCCUACAGCGCAGGAGGAGGCAGCUGGAGGAGCAGCAGGUCCCUGAAGCCUCGUCGUUCCCAGCAUCACUCUGUCUCCUGCUCGGAGUCUCUCCUCGUCCCGUCUCCUCGUAAACCGUCCGGCCGCUCGCUCCACAGCAGCAGCGUCCACAGCGUGACCUCAGACACCUCCCUGCUGUCCUCGCUGCUGGACGAGUCGUCCAUCCAGGACGCCACGCUGGUCGACACCCUCUGGGGUUUGGACCAUGACGUUGAUCCUAAAGAAAGCACCAUCGUAGCAGAGCAGAGUACUGUCCUGGCAAACUGCACUCUGAUUGGCUCAGACAGCUUCUGUGUCAAACACACGGGGCAGACGCUCAGCAGGGUUUACUGCAAGGACUGUGAGCUGCAUCCGGACAAGAAGGAGUCCGUCACCACACGCAGUUCCUCCUCCAAAUACACCACCUCCUCCUCGGUGUCAGGGGAGAGAGAACUGGAGACCUCCAUCGUCUACGACCGAGAUCGGAGCCGCAGGAGGAGAACAGCAGGUGUUUUGGCAUCCAUGUUGGAUGCAGGUGUGAAUGUGAGCAGGAGGGCGGCGGCCUGUGUCAUCUCCCUGCUCACUCUGAUUUGCAGUUGCCUGUCGCUGCAGAGACGCCACCACAUGACAGAUGUGCUGCAGAUGUGGCUGGACCUGUCAGUGGUGUGUGUGAGGAGAGCAGCAGGCGUCUGCAGCUCUGUGCUCACACUCACCUGGCAGGUGUGUCAGCGCGUCACACACUCUGACCACAGUCGUGGAGCUCGGUCUGAUCACUGUGGAGUCAUGGAGUUGAAGGAGACGACCAACAGCCUGAAGGAGGCGCUACAUCCCAAUGGAUCUCUGUGUGACGGCUGUAAGGAGAAGCAGCUCUUGGAGACGGACGCCGUCGCCUCUUCCUCGAGGUCGUCACUGGCGGCCUCUGUGUGGGGGCUGAUGUGGAGCGCUGCUGUUUUCACAGGUAAAACAGGAGGUGCCAUCCUCCGGUGGCUCAGCAGAAGAUGGCAUCACAUGACUGCUCCUGAUCGUGCCGUCCUACUGACUCGGUCCCCGCCCAGAUUUGUCCUGUUCCUUGUUCCUCUGCUGCUCUUCCUCAUCGGCCCAUGUUGGUUUGGCCUCGCCGGCAUUCAGUCCAUCCUCGCAGCUUUAAACAUCACAGAUUGGACGAAGGUGGUCUCCGACGUCCCCGCUCUGUCCUCCAUUUACAGCUUCAUGUCCUCACAGAGCCCAUCAGCGGAGAACGCUGCAGAGGGGUCAGGGGAGGUGCAGCUGUAUGAGGAGCCGCUCUAUCCUCGACCUCCACCAGCCGAGGAGGAAGAGUCGGACCGGCUCGUCGGCCUGGAGCAGAGUCUGACGGUGCUGUGGGGGCGUGUGGAGGCCGCAGGGCAGCAGGCAGAGCAGAGACACAGGGAGGUUCUCGGGCUGUACGCCGACCUCCAGCAGCGCGUCUCUGCUCGGAGCGGCGAGGACGACCUGCAGCUAUGGCUCAGCAGCCUGAUCGACCAUGAGCUGACCGAGCUGAGGAGGCGACUGGACGAGGAGCGACAGAGGGAGCAGAUGCAGCAGCUGUCGCAGCAGCAGAGUCUAUCGUCUCGUCUGGAUCAGCUGGAGCUGCAGCUGCUGGCGGCUCAAACAGAGGAGGAUCAGUGGAGGCGAGAAGCUGCGUCCGUUCCACAGUCAACACUUCCUGCUGCCAUCAGUAUGGGUGUGGACCGUCAGUCCCAUGACGCCUUGCUGGCGGAGGUAGCGAGGUUGGAGGUGGCUCUGGAGGACGUAAGGCGGGAUGUGGACGGUCUGUCUGGGUUCAAGGACCGUUGCCGACAACUCGAUGGAGUCCAGCAGACGAUCUCAGAACAGGUUUCCGCUCAGGUGCGCGAGGAGGUUCGGGCUCUCGUUUAUGGGAAUCAGGUGACAGUGGCGGGCGGAGGAGACUCCGACACUCUCCAGUGGCUGUCGCAGCAGUAUGUCAGUAGGGCUGACCUGCAGGUGGCGCUGUCGUCUCUGGAGCGCAGCAUCCUGCAGAACAUCAAACUGCAGCUGGUGCAGCAUCGCAACGAGGAGGUCAGAGAGACCGUCCUGCAAACCACCGGGACUGCCGGGGACACCGUCACCCCGGAGGAUGUCCACGUGAUCGUGAAGAACGCUCUGCGGCUGUUUUCCCAGGACCAGACUGGCCUCGCCGACUACGCUCUGGAGUCUGGAGGGGGCAGUGUUCUGAGCACUCGCUGCUCUGAGACGUACGAGACGAAGGCGGCGCUGCUCAGUCUGUUCGGACUUCCUCUCUGGUAUUUCUCUCAGUCUCCUCGAACUGUCAUCCAGCCGGACGUCCAUCCAGGAAACUGCUGGGCGUUCAGAGGCUCCACAGGUUUCCUGGUGAUCCGUCUCUCCAUGAGGAUCCUCCCCACGGCCUUCUCCCUGGAGCACAUCCCCAAAGCCCUGGCACCCAGUGGGGCGCUGCACAGCGCUCCCCGAGACUUCAGCGUCUACGGUCUAGAUGACGAGCGUCAGGACAGAGGGAAGCUGCUGGGCGCGUACACGUAUGACGAGGAUGGAGAAGCUCUGCAGACCUACGCCGCCACUGAGGAGAACGAUCAGAUGUUCCAGAUCAUCGAGGUGAAGGUUUUGUCCAACUGGGGCCACCAGGAGUACACGUGCAUUUACCGUUUCAGAGUGCACGGGUCGCCCAGUGACGUCUGAGGACGACCUUCACACAUUCAGAGUCAAACUGAGGUUUUGAAAUGAAGCUGUGCUGCUCGGUGAUGAUUGGCUGCUGACUGUGCCUGAGCCUCCACGCACUUCAGUUUAAAGUUGAGUUUGUUGAUCAAAGUCUCGACAGUGACGGUAACCCCGCCCCCUUCAGGCGUGAUCCGAGCGCCGUGGCUUUCCUGUGGAGUAACGUCACUCUGACGACUUUGAGUUUGACUUUUCUGUCCAUAGUUAUUUUUAUAUCUGCGUUGUUUUGUAUUUGUUGUUUAUAGGUUUUUAUCUUUGACUUUGUCACACAGUUUUAUAGGAUCAGCUCAUAUUUUGUAUCAACACAUCCAUGAACAUGUUUUAAUUGUUCCUCCUGUUGACGCUUUAAUAAAGAAUGAUUUGACCA